Molecule: messenger RNA, 375 nt
Organism: Solanum dulcamara
Lineage: Eukaryota; Viridiplantae; Streptophyta; Magnoliopsida; Solanales; Solanaceae
Exons: 1
Coding region: 1-375 (124 amino acids)
Molecular function (GO): zinc ion binding; nucleic acid binding
Source: RefSeq, a predicted model, not a curated record
AUGACAUAUGCAGAGCAAAUGGAAGUGAAAUUGAGGGAGAGGUCAAGGGGGUUUAAAAAGACUAGAGUGGAUAGGGGAGGGUUCAACCCUCAAAGGUCCAGUUAUGAUGGUAGUGGAAAGGGAAAAGGUGGACAACGGUUUGUGGGACAAUGUCCUACUAAUUUUCCUCCUCCCAAAUUCAACAAAGACAAGGGUAAUAAUAAAAUGGACCCAAGAGAAAAUGUUGGUACUCAAGAUUUCCUUGCAUGUAAGAAGUGUAGGAGGACUCACAAAGAGGAGUGCUUAGCCGGCUCUAAUACAUGCUUCAAAUGUAGCAUGCUGGGUCAUCAUGCUCGAGAUUGUAAAGGUGGUCAUGGUGGUAGGCCUCAAGGCUAA